AUGCGCGGCACACCGGCCACACUACGGCGGCGGCGACGGCAGCGACCGGCCGGCACACUGGUGUGCUGCGGUGCGCGCGUGUGUUUUAUACAGUGUCCGCCGACCGUCGGACGUCUUACACGCGUUCGCAUACGAUAUCUGCCGGGUGUGUUCCCCCCCGACGACGCGGGCGACGUACACAAUUAAUAACAAUAUUUUAUAUUAUUUUGUUGUUCCGUUUUUUUUUCCACGGACGGACCGCGAAUAGUUUUUAUUUUACCGAUCGUCAUUUUUUUUUAAAUAUUUAAAAAAUAUAUAUUAUAUUUAAAUAUAUUUCACAUUUUGUUUACCGGCGAAAGUUAUAUAAUAUAGUAGUAUUACCGCCAAUACUACUGCUACUACACACCACUACAUUACUACUACGACUACUACUACGACUACUACUACAACUACCGCCACUAUUUAUACUACUUCUAGUAAUAAUUUACUAAUAUUAAUAUUAUAAUACUGAUAUUAUAAUAACCGCGGCAAAAGUGUACCGAGGUAGUUUAUCGAACGCGACGAGCGUGUAAUAAUAGUAUAGUCGUACGACUAUAUUAUAUUAUAAGAUUGUCGUUGUAUUAGACGACCGCGACACCGGUGACUGGAAAAUAAAAAUCGUCGCAGGUGGCGGCAACGGCGGCAGCGGUGGCGACGACGACGACGGCGGCGGCAGCGGCGUCGGUGGCGAUGUCGCGAUCACUGUCCGCGACAGACGACCCGUUUACCACCCAGCAGCACAUUAGCUGGACGAUUAGCUGGUACACCGUAUGGUAGUGUACACGACACAACAACAACAACAACAACAACAACAAUAAUAAUAAUAAAAAAUAUUCAGCUAAAACACAGCGUCACACACGCACAAACGUCGAGCGUGCACCACCAGACGACAACGACGGCGACGACGACGACGACGAUUCAUUACGGUAAAGACAACCGCAUCUGCAUCCAGCAACUGCAACUGAAUCCGCGACUGCAGCGACAAUCGUCUGCAGCCUGGCCGCAUAGUUAUUAUGCCGGUGCAAUUACCGCCGUGGACGCUAUCGGCCGCCCGAUGAGUUGUUAUUGGCCGCCAGUCGCGUGUGUAACGACGUCGCCGCCGACCUGAGCGUUUGUGGGAAGUAUGUGGAAGACACGUAACCGAUACAAUUGGUCGUGGUCUAUACGUAUUGUCGUUGUUGUAGCCGCCGCAGCCGUAACGCUCGCGAUGUCCGCCGCCGAACCACGCGAAUCCGCCGUCUCCUCGUCCUCUUCCCUGCGUUCUACUUCCUCUUUGUCGUCACCACCGUCGUCGUCGUUAUCCUCCUCCUCGUCCUCCUCCUCGUCCUCAUCUUCGGCCGCCGCUACCAGUGCGGUAACCUUUGUCACGUCACAACUGGAAAGAGCACCGUUCGGCCGCGACGGCACCGAACAACAGACCAACACUCCGGGUACAUCAGGUGGCAGACGACAGCAUUGCCCAUGGUGCAAACGAGCGUCUGGCGCGCUCCCGUUGCCGCCGUCCUCGUCGUCCUCGUCUUCGUCGUCGUCAUCGUCUUCGUCGUCGGCAUCGUCAUCUUCGUCAUCGUCGGCGGCGGUGACUUCCGGUGUCAACCGGCACCACCAUCGGCGGAAGCACCGUCCACGAGGCCGGCGGCAUUACGACAGCGCCACCAGGUCCAGCCUGGACAAACAGCGGAUAGAGGCGAUCAAAGAACAGAUACUGUCCAAGCUGGGCAUGACCGCAAAACCGAACAUCACUAAAGCGCGGUCGACGAGGUUCCUGGUGGAAGCGCUGGCCGUCGAACCGCUGUCCGGACUGACAGCCGCCGACCCGGACGCCGCCGCCGCAGCCGGUAACACACUGCCACCGAGUACACGGUUACCGACCACCAGAGACGCCGAUUCGGAGCCCGACGAUUUUUACGGCCGCACCAGAGAGAUCAUCGGAUUUGCAGAACCAGGAUCUACGUUAAACGGACAAACGUUAUUAGAAUUCCCGUGGUCACAGGAUAUGGGAAGCACUGAUUCCGUAAAAGUCAAGUCUGCGAAGCUGUGGUUUAGGUUAGAAUACAGGCCGGACGUUCCCCCGGCCGCGCGUAGGACCCACCACAGUCACAAUGUAACUCUGUGGCUGUUCAAAAUAAACUUCCGCACGAACCCAAUGCGGAAUACCACGUUCCUAAGUGGUAAGGAAUUCGACGAGCACGCCACGCUGGCGUCUUCGCUGUCGUUGUCGCUGAACAACCUGGGCUGGAUAUCUGUGGACGUGACGAACACGGUGCGUGAGUGGUACGGGUCUAGCGGCAAACACAGGUUGCGGUUCCACAUCGACUGUUCCGGGUGCGGCGGCCUGGUGUCGCCGGUGCUGUUCCACGACACCAGGCAGGCCAACGAGUGGGAGAACCCGUUCCUGAUGGUGUACACGGACCCGACGGUGGCGAGGCGCGUGCGCCGCCGGGCGCUGGACUGCUCGCUGGCGGUGCGUGGCCAGUGCUGCAAGCAGCGGUUUUACAUCAAGUUCCAGGACAUCGGCUGGGACUCGUGGAUAAUCGCGCCCGGCGGCUACUACGCAAACUACUGUCGCGGCGACUGCGGCGGUGUGCACAGGACACCGGACACGUACCUCAACUUCUACACGCAGGCCAUCGAGGACUACCGGAAGGCCAAACACUCGUCUAUAUUCCAGCCGUGCUGCGCGCCCGUCAAGUUCUCGUCCAUGUCGCUCAUCUACUUCACCGACGACGGUAACAUCAUCAAGCGGGACCUGCCCAAAAUGGUCAUCGACGAGUGCGGUUGUCCUUAAUGACGACGAGCCGAGAGUGGACGAGUACGCGCGCACGCGUGCGAAAUCAUUAUUAUUAUUAUUAUUAUUAUUAUUAUUGACGAUAUAAUAAUAUUACGAUCAUAUUAUUAUUAUUUAUAUUUGAAUCGCGCACGCUGCACCGCGUAUACCGUAUACAUGUAUUAUUAUUAUUAUUAUUAUUAUUAUUUUUGUAUACUUGAAAAUUGAAAUGCGAUUACGUCGUAUAUUGUGACUCCGAAAUGCGACAUAUACGCGGGACGACGCACACGGCGUGUAUAAUAAUACGUCCCUCGUCGACGGCCUUUCUCUAUAAUUAUUCUUCCUUUUCUUCUUCUUCUGCUUCUUCUUCGUCUUUUCUUCGUCUUAUUCUUCUCAUACUUCUUUUUAUAUCACUAUCGUUUUAUUAUUUUUCUAUGCGUACUUUCCAACGCUUCCGACCAAAGUCACGAGUCACAGACCCACGCUUACACCCGCGAUUCAAAAUGAUACCUGUAUAAUGUUCCGAGUGGGUCCAUAAAAAAGGUAUAUCCUUCCCAAACUAAAAAUCAUUUAUGUAUUGCAUAGCUCAUGUUCGUCCCAUUUUACACGGAACGCGUUCACCCAGGGUGCACCCACGAGGAGGUGAACCAGAUUAUAUCCCAAUAAUUUGCUUAAAUGAUUUUUAUUUUUUACAAUCGUUAAAUAUUAUUUUCUCUAAUGUUGUCGAUUUAACAUUUAAAUAUUAUUUUUUAUUAAUAAUUGCACCACAAAUGUAUUUUUGGUUGAUUAUUAAAUGUCAUUAUCUUCACUGAAUCCAAAUCGUUUGUAAUUUGCAUUUUGGUGAAUUUUCUGACACUGUUCUCAAUCAAUGUAAUUUGUUUAGGUUUUGAUGAGAAGAUUGAAUGGACGAUAUCUAUAAAUUUGAAUUUUUUUUAUAUUUCUAAAAAUUAAUAUAGGUAAUCAUAAACCCGAGUGAGGUUAAUACAAAUGACGAAUCACAAAUAUUAACGUUACAGUUACGGACGCAGUCAGGCUCUCCCAAAAUUGUCUGCAGCGAAAUCAAAUCCUCGACUGUACGUAACUAUACAAUAUAUUAUAUUUUAUACUGCCGCGUAAAAAUAUAUAAUUAUAAUUUA
Messenger RNA from Metopolophium dirhodum (rose-grain aphid), 3918 nucleotides. Its product is annotated as inhibin beta chain-like. NCBI's taxonomy places the organism in Eukaryota, Metazoa, Arthropoda, Insecta, Hemiptera, Aphididae. Bases 1142 to 2803 code for a protein of 553 amino acids. Gene Ontology annotation, biological process: SMAD protein signal transduction. The record is from RefSeq and is a predicted model, not a curated record. Gene Ontology annotation, cellular component: extracellular region. The transcript has 4 exons. Gene Ontology annotation, molecular function: growth factor activity; cytokine activity.